This is a messenger RNA of Spizellomyces punctatus DAOM BR117, 1325 nucleotides long. RefSeq lists its product as uncharacterized. The record is from RefSeq and is a predicted model, not a curated record. Lineage: Eukaryota; Fungi; Chytridiomycota; Chytridiomycetes; Spizellomycetales; Spizellomycetaceae. The transcript is spliced from 7 exons. Gene Ontology annotation, molecular function: chloride channel activity. Bases 37 to 1236 code for a protein of 399 amino acids.
CUGAAAACCCAUCAUUCUAGUAGAUAAUUGGGGCUCAUGUGGGUUGUUCAACGCGCUCAAGUGUUGGGAUAUCGACGGCUGGACUUCCGGUCUUGUCGAAUAAAUCCUAUUUGGCAGCGCUUACCUCUAGGCUACGCGAAGCAAAGCCCUGUCCUUGCAGCAACGUCCGUGUUGGUGGGCUCCACUACCGUACCGCGCUUGAUACUUACAAGGAGCGAAGCUCCCUCUUCGAAUUCCCUUCAACCCCGCUUUCGGCCCCGGAGACUUAUCAUAGAUCCUGACGUUUUUCGGAUAAAGGGGACUAUUAUACCUGAAGUCCUCCCCGUCACGGGCUUUUUUGCCACCUACGCCUCAAUCUUCACGUACCUGCACUAUACAGUUGCUGGUCAAUCGCUGGCAGUGGGAUCACAUCUGAUUCCCAUACUCAGCUUUGUUGUCGGGUUACUUUUGGCAUUCCGGACGAACCUUGCAUAUGAUAGGUUUUGGGAAGGAAGAAAGCUCUGGGCCAAUUUUGUUGCGUUAUCUCGCAACCUUGCCCGCCUGACUUGGGUAAGCAAUCCAUCGUCACAUGUACUCCAGGACGGAUCCCCGAAUCAGGCUGCCAUACAAGCAAAAGAAAGGCUCGUUCGACUGACGAUAGCGCUGGCAGUGUCUACAAAGCACCAUCUUCGACAUGAACCUGGUCCAAAUUACCCCGAUCUCGUGCACCUACUGCCCCCAGAGUUUGUGGAGCGAGUUGGGUCAGCCUCGACUGGGAAAACAAAACCUUUGAUUGCAGGGACCAUUGGCGCUCGAAACCUGCCCAUGGAAAUAUCGCAUCUGAUGUCGUCCCAAAUGCUGGAGCUACGAGACAAGGUUUACAUUGACUCUAACCUGUACGGUGCAAUGGUUUUCAUACUCAACGAUUUGGUUCAAACAAUCAGUAGCAUGGAACGGGUGUCAUCGACACCUAUGCCUACUGCAUACACAGUGCAUUUGAAACAAGUUCUAGGGCUAUACUGCCUAGCUCUUCCACCGCAACUGAUAGGGCAGCUCGCGCUCUUUCAAGUUCCAGUCGUCAGUCUUGCUGCAUUUGCACUGUUCGGUGUAGCGCGAAUUGGCGAUGAAAUCGAGGAUCCUUUUGGUUACGAUCCGAAUGAUCUCAAGCUAGACCAAUUUUGUGAAGACUUGAAGCUCGAGCUUGAGGCCAUGAUGGAGGAACCGCCGCUCACUAUAGAAUCUCGGUCUACUACUUAACCCUUUAAAGUUGUCCUGUCCAUGAAUGAAAAUGUUGACAAAUACCAAAAACAUUUUGCCCUUUGGCCAUGGACAAUUUGUGUAGCUGA